AUGCUAGAAGCUUUCUUCGUACCAUCUGACGAGAAAGACUUGCGAUGGCAUCGACCUAGCCAUAAGUCGGCUAAGGACUGGUUCAACAAAUGGAAGCCUUCUGGAGACUCUGUAAAGAUAAUCCCUGAAGAAGUGGCUCUUGAUGUUGAUCGUAAUGUGAGACAUCGAGUGGAUCGCCCAGCGAAGCUAUCACUGCCUGUUGGUAAAGCGCGUGGUGGUAACGCUCGAGGUUCGUCUCAUUCCGGGACCAAGGUCGAUGCUAGAUAUCACAAUCACACAUCAAGGGACGUUGAUGAUGAGAUGACCGCCUUCGAUGCGAAGCACGUCGACGAUCUGGAGGCUAUGAAUCAAAUGGCUUCUCUAUAUGAUAAGCCUCGUGGCGUCAAAAUGCCUUCUCUUGCAUCACGUUCCAGCAAGGCCUCCGGUACCGGCAUGCCUUCUUCCUCGGAUCCCGCUCUUAUUGCCCAUGGGAGUUUUCGUUCUGAAGACUCCAACGACUCUAGUACUUCUCUUGCUGACAGUUCUUCCGAUGUGGUUGCACCUUCGACUCUUAUCGGAAUCCCUGACGAUGAUGAUUCUUAUGUCGAGCCUCCUCCCGGACCAGAAGCUCGUUCACUGGUGAAACUGGAGCCCCGUUCAAUCAUGAAUUUGGAGCUUAUCCCUUCCCGCGACUUGGAGCCCAGCCUCAAUCAAAGCUCAGACGCUUAUUACUCAGGCGCUGAGGACGAAGACCAGGACCAGCCUCCACGGAAGAAGAGUGCCCUCAUGGAAGAACCGAAGUUCGAAGAGUUCGAAUACUAUCCUGGCGAACUCAACCUCUUCCAAAAAGACAUUGCCAGCGUCCUUUCUGAACACAGCACUAUUCACAUUGAUGCAUCUGGUAGAGACGAGACUAAUGAAACGGGCAGUUUUCUUCGUCCUCCUUACAGGUCUGGCAAGGUGACACUGCGAAAUUUGGCGACGGUUUUGGACAAGGUCGAAAAUCUUCUUCACUGCUGCCAGUCCAUUAGAGUGACAGUGGAGAAGGACGUUUAA
Messenger RNA from Fusarium venenatum, 1035 nucleotides. The record is from RefSeq and is a predicted model, not a curated record. Lineage: Eukaryota; Fungi; Ascomycota; Sordariomycetes; Hypocreales; Nectriaceae.